Messenger RNA from Mesorhabditis belari, 279 nucleotides. The record is from the annotation of a GenBank genome assembly. Lineage: Eukaryota; Metazoa; Nematoda; Chromadorea; Rhabditida; Rhabditidae.
AUGCACGCCUACGGCUACGGCUAUGCUCUGAUGCCGACAUCAUUCUUGAUGAACACCAUCAUACCAGCGCAUUUGGGAUUGUGCAUAUAUGGAGCACUCUUCUCACAGAGCCUAUCCCUUCUCGAGUAUCAUUUUAUCUAUCGAUAUCUCGCCAUUUGCAAAAGCCACUGCUUAUAUGUGUUCAACUCGUGGAAAUAUUUCAUCAUUCAUCUCUUACUGAUGGGCCUUGUUUGGGGACUGACUACACAUUUGUUCUUAAGCUCGCAGACUCUGGCAGUA